Molecule: messenger RNA, 1404 nt
Organism: Exophiala xenobiotica
Lineage: Eukaryota; Fungi; Ascomycota; Eurotiomycetes; Chaetothyriales; Herpotrichiellaceae
Exons: 2
Coding region: 128-775 (215 amino acids)
Cellular component (GO): mitochondrion
Source: RefSeq, a predicted model, not a curated record
GCAUUAAUAGCACGCCUCCGAAAGUCUCUGUGCAAUGAUAAUGGUGCAGGAAGCUCACGGUCCCUAGUACAUGGCCCGCUGAAGCCGCACCUUACUUUGGAGUGUCAUAACAUGAAUCGAUUACACUAUGCUACCCUCACUUCUCGGAGCUGCUCGUUCUUCGAGCAAAGGCUACGCUGCCCGACGCUGGCUAUCCAAGAGCAAGUCAGAUGCUACACGAGCAAUCCCUCCGCACGACGAGCAGGCGGUUGCAAGAAGUCGUGUUGACCGGUUCAUACACCGCACACCCCGAUUCCUGCACCCUACGCUCAAUGGACUACGACAAGCUCCGGUGUCUCACGUUGCGGCCUUCCUCAUACUGCAUGAAAUCACUGCCAUUGUUCCUCUAUUUGGUCUCGCCGGAGCCUUUCAUUAUUGGCAUUGGCUGCCACCUUACUUCGCAGAAGGAGCUUGGAUCUCGGCGGGGGUAGAGAAAUUUGGUCGUUACUUUCGAAAGAAGGGAUGGAUCAGCGAAAGUGACGAGCGCGAGGUGGAGGAACAAACAAAAGAAGGCAAGGCACAAAAAUUUGAGAACAAGAAUGUGUCAAGAUGGUUUGAUCGAGGGGAGAGUGCUACCAGAUGGGUCGUUGAAUUUGCUACUGCCUAUGCUGUGGUCAAGGCCCUGUUGCCGGCGCGCAUAUUGGUGAGCGUAUGGGGCUCUCCUUGGUUUGCAAGAUUCGCCGUCAUUCCAAUUGGAAAUGCUACAAGAUCGUUGUUUCGAAGAAACAAAACCUGAGAGGUGCCUUUGAUACGGCUAAGGUGGUCCCCGGACUCACCAAAGCCUGGGGCUAAAUGAAUGGGCGCAGGUCGUCAUCAUCAUCAUCAUCAUUGUGUUAAUCUAUCCGCUAUUUCAUGCGUCUGGAUGUGGCGAUGGCUGACGGAGCAGAAGGCACGUAUGCUAGCCGCAGGUCGAUUCUUCCCGGUCAUGUUAUUGUGGACCAUCUAUGGCUUCUCGUAGAUCCAGUCGAAUUGAGCAGACUUCCAGCUCUGGACCUCCUCCGGCUUGAACCACAAAGCAAUUUCUUUCUUUGCGCUCUCAACGCCGUCAGAGCCGUGGCAGACAUUGCGGCCGACGUCGAUGGCAUAGUCACCACGGAUAGUGCCGGGGGCAGAGGCAAGAGGGUUGGUGGCACCGAGGAUGGCUGGCAGAUCUUGCAAGCAUCACGGCCUUCCCAGACCAUAGCCACGAUGGGACCGCUCAGCAUGUCUGAAUAUCUCGUCAGCAACGGUUGCGCUUCUCACAAGCUCCUGCAUACAUGUAACGAGACCCUUGAAGAACGGCUUCGAGGAGAGAUCUUCGUAGUGCUUCUCAAGAUGUUCCUUGGAAGGAGAGACCAUCUUCAAGGCUACCAAUUUGUAUCUUCA